This is a messenger RNA of Panicum virgatum (switchgrass), 935 nucleotides long. RefSeq names its product NDR1/HIN1-like protein 3. The record is from RefSeq and is a predicted model, not a curated record. The coding region runs from base 93 to 731 and encodes 212 amino acids. Gene Ontology annotation, biological process: defense response to other organism. The transcript has a single exon. Lineage: Eukaryota; Viridiplantae; Streptophyta; Magnoliopsida; Poales; Poaceae.
AAUAAUGGUCAUCUCAUCGACCAAGACCGGAAGCACCACUGCAUCAAGCUCAUCGGCGCCAGCAAGCUCCUCCUCCGCCACUCCUGUCAAACAUGGCCACCGGCCGGAGCGGCGGCGGCGGCGCCGCGGGGAAGUGCUGCGGAGGCUUCUUCGGGUUACUCUUCACCGUCGGCUUCAUCGUGCUCAUCUACUGGGCCAUCUUCCAGCCCCACCACAUCCGCGCCGCCGUCGACUCCGCCACCCUCUCAAACCUCACCGUCUCCAGCAACGCCGCCUCCGCCGCUGGUGUCUCCUACCACCUCGUCGUAAAGCUCAGCCUCUACAACCCCAGCGUCCGCGUCAACAUCUACUAUGACGCCCUCGACGCCGAGCUCCGCUUCCGCGACGCCGCCGUCAUCGGCCCGGCCGCCAACGACACCUCCCCGUCCGAAUUCUACCAGCGCAGCAAGACGAACGAGGUGGUGACGGUGGAGUUCGACUACGGAAGGCCGGGCGCCAUCGCCGUCGCCGGCGACGCCGCCGGGGAUCUGGAGAAGGAGAUGAGGAGCGGCGGGCCGGUGAGCUUGGAGCUGCACGUGGGCGUGCAGGUGAGGUACGUGUUCAGGAUGUUCAAGCUGCGGCAGAAGCCGAGGAUAUCGUGCCCGCUGAGGAUUCCCGUGAGGAAGGAGACCCGGGGCCACGGCGUCGGUGGCCUUCUUGUCUCCGGCGAGCGGUGCAAGGUCAAGUACUGAUGAUGAAUGCUGGUUGUGGUUGGCAGUGGUCUAAACUGUAAAGCCACGUCAGGAGUACUUGGCCAAGUCGCGCGGCCAAACGUGGUUUCGGUUAAAAAAAAUGUGUUUCGGAGUUUGGUUAUUUAAGCCUUGUAAUCAGCAUGUACUCCUAUAUAUUAGAUGUGUAUGUAACGCUGUUGAAAUUAAUAAAACUUUCCAUUUCAG